Messenger RNA from Astrephomene gubernaculifera, 1742 nucleotides. NCBI's taxonomy places the organism in Eukaryota, Viridiplantae, Chlorophyta, Chlorophyceae, Chlamydomonadales, Astrephomenaceae. The record is from the annotation of a GenBank genome assembly.
GCCUUUCAUCUUUUUGCCAAGCGAGCGUUGCGGCAGUGCAGAGGGAACGGUUUGCUGUUUAUCGCCAAGUUGGGUCCUUGAAAUAUGUCGCCUUCGGCGUAACCCUCGUAACCUGUUGCUUUCCCUAAGCACGCACACGGAAAAGUGCUACGACUACUGUAACUUGCCUGCAAAAAGAGCUAAAAUGGCUGCAGGCCCGCCAGAAAUAGGCGGUCCAGGCCCGCGAAAGCGUAGCCUGCUCGCCUUGGUGUUUGGCGAUUUCCUUGUCACUGCGCUUUGGGUUCUGGCCUCCAGUUGCUUUGCAGAGGCAUCAGAGUAUUUGGCCAAGUAUACCGGCAUGGACGAGCUUGCGCUGGGGAUUGGCGUCCUCCUAUCCGCGCUGACCCUGUUUGGGCCCCUGUGCGGGUUGCUCGGAGGGGCGCUGUUCAACCCCAUCAACAGCAUCGCCCUCAUCAGCAGCGGAAAGGGCAGCAUCCCGGCGCACCUCCUCCGCAUGGGCGGGCAGCUUGCUGGCGCGCUGGCGGGAAGCAUUGCGGCCAAAUUGUACCUACCUGAGUUCCUGCAGGGGAAGUUUCACACCCUGUCCGGGGGCAUAAAGGAUGGCGUGGCGUUUGAGGUUGGAUUCGCCUGUGAGGGCACCAUGAGCUUCGUGCUCAACUACGUCUUUUUGUUAUCGCUCGAUUCCGAGAGCCGCUUCCUCACCCUGUGGAUGCCCAUGCUCUCUACCGUUGUCCUGAGCUGGGUAGGGUACUACUUCACCGGCCCAUCGCUCAACCCCUUCGUGAGCUUCUCCUGGCACCUGCACUACAAGCGGCAAAACGAUCUGGAGCACUUCCUGGUCUUCUGGAGCGCCCCUAUCGUGGGCGCCGUGGCGGCAGGCUUGGCGUUCUUCCUGCGCCACCGGUCCUCGUCUAGGAGGGAUCGCAAGCGCUCCGCCAUUGUUGCUCGUUACCAUAAGGCCCAGCUGCAUCAGAACCACCAUCACCAGCAGCAUCACCCGCAUCAGGCGUUGCCGCAGCAUCACGCGCACCAGCAGUAGCAGCUAGGGGAGUCUGCUCUCGGUUCAUGCAGGGUUGCAGGCAGGGGAGGGGUGGCGCUGUGUAGGAGGCAGUGCUCCGCAGGCCCUCACACGGUUCACAUCGGUGUGAUGGUGAUACCGGUAGUGGUAGGCGACAUGUUGGGGGCGCAGUUUGAAGGAAGUGCGUGAAGGCUUCCUUUCUAAUGAGAGCGGUUGGAGGAUUUGCGGCACUUCGGUGGCGGAAAGGGGAACGGAAGUGGGCCAAGGGCCCUGCUUACUUGGUGGCUGGUGAUAGCCGGUCUGUGUCGUGAUGGCAUGAAGAGUGACAUGCUCGAAGCAUACUGCUACUAACGUACAUGUGUUUAUAUGGGACUUGGUUUGGGGGAUGUGUUAGGGCAUUAUGGGUCUUGGUUAUCUGGGUUAUGAUUGCUGCUUGGGCUACUUCUGCAUUACUUGUACUGCGUUCUUGCGUUUCAGUGUUGGGUUCUAGACCGUCCGCGGUGAUUUGUUGGGCUGUGCGUGAUCUCAGGGCGUAUGCUACAGCAUAUGUCGUGUAGGAAGCGACCCAGACUUGAAAAUGCGGCAUUGUUUGCUGUGAUCUACACCUGGAGAGAGCCCUGCCAACUGACGAUGAGAGUAUUCUCUGGUAUUGUUGCGGAAGGCUAGCGCCAUGUAUAUACCAGUAGGGAAAGCCGUCUGCGGCGCUGCUGCUUCAGGACUAUAA